Molecule: messenger RNA, 1913 nt
Organism: Ooceraea biroi (clonal raider ant)
Lineage: Eukaryota; Metazoa; Arthropoda; Insecta; Hymenoptera; Formicidae
Product: odorant receptor 13a
Biological process (GO): detection of chemical stimulus involved in sensory perception of smell; sensory perception of smell
Cellular component (GO): plasma membrane
Molecular function (GO): odorant binding; olfactory receptor activity
Source: RefSeq, a predicted model, not a curated record
CAUGCGUUGAGCACUAAUGAUGUUCUCCACUUGUGCUAUCCAUAUUACUCUGUUAUUACGCUUUCCACGUAUAGACAUUACCAGUAUUUUUUUUCGAAGAGAUGGAUACUUCUUUUCCGAUAAAUAUGAAUUGUGAAUAGAAACGUUUUCAAGUCUGGAAGUUUUCCUUUCUAAAAACAAUUAUGUGCUCUUGAAAAAUGAAGUAACUUUGUUUUUUUAUUCAGUAUACUUAUGAGGAGAUACUAUUAACUAUACUAUUAGGAGCUAAUAGGUUUCGAACAGUCGACGUAUAAUUAUAAUUGAUCCGUUCGGAAAGACCUGCGCUUUAUCGCUCUACUAUUGUCUAGCAAGCAACAUUUACGUAACAAAGUUCAUGCGCGUUUUCGUGCAUUGACAUCUGGUAGACAUUCAGUGGUUGUCAUUGAGCGAUAUGAAACGCACAAGCACUAUCAGCGGUCUGGUCGAAUUCGGCCUCCGUUUCAUCGGCAUGUGGCCAGGCUCGACUUACGCGAAUCUCUGGUGGUUGAUCUACAUGACGACGAUAGUGAUAGUGCAAUAUUAUCAGUAUAUGUACGUUUGUACACAUUUUGACCUGAGUGAUCUGUCGCUCCUCAUGGACUGUCUCGGUCUUACCUUGGCAUACAGCCUUGCCUUUGUCAAGCUUUUUGCUCUGUGGUGGAAUCGCCGGAUAUUUCAUCACAUUCUGGCAGCGAUGGAACAUGAUUGGAGAGAGUGCGCUGUCAAUGACUCGUACGUGUCCACGAUGUUGAACGUGGCGGAACUGUCGCAUCGUUGUUCCAACGUGAUGAUCAGUAUUAACGCUUUAGCCGCUUUUUUUCUCUCUAUCGGCGAGCAUCUACUUCAAUCGAUGAACAUCGAUGACAGUCGAGCUAACAAUUAUUCUCGAGAGCUCCCAAUAAAAAUGGAGUUUCCCUUCGAUGUGAGCAAAUCGCCUGUUUUCGAAUGUUUCCUGAUGGGACAAUUUCUCUAUGAAUUGGUGCUAGCUUGCUUGGUUGGUAUGGUGAAUGCGAUACUCGUAUCACUGAUACUUCAUGUAAGCGGUCAGAUUGAUAUAAUGCGACAAGAUUUAAUUAAAAUUUCCAAUAAUUACAAUCCAAGCACAUCUUUAAAUGUUAUUAAAAGGUUUAUUGACAGACAUCAGAAGACUAUUAUUUUAUCAGAACAUAUUGAAAAUUUGUUUACUUACAUUGCGCUGAUGCAACUCUUAUGGAAUACCUUAGUUAUAUGUUGUACUGGUUUCGUGAUCAUAAUUGUGAGUAAUAUCAGGCGUUUGUCUUGCGAUUUUGACGAAAAAUAUUUCUUUACUGUAUUGCAGACCAUUGGUACCAAUGAAGGUGCAACAGCUUCGAUCAAAUCUGUAAGUUUUUAUAUUGCAAUAACUCUAGAAGUCUUCAUACUUUGUUUUGCUGGAGAAUUUUUAAGCGCUAAGAGCAAAUCGAUUAGCGAUGCAGUGUAUGAGUCUCUUUGGUACGACAUGCCACCAACCGAUAGUCGUAUUUUAUUGUUCAUAAUAAUAAGAUCACAAAAACGGUUAACAAUUACUGCAGGAAAAGUUGUUGAUUUAACUCUGGAAGGAUUCACGAGCAUAAUGAAGGCAUCAGCCUCCUAUGUAUCAGUGUUGAAUGCGAUGUACUAACUUCUGAAUGACAUCUGUUUGUCACCAUACGUGCAUAUUCACUGCUCGCCUUAAUUGCGAAAAUUUUUUCAAGCGAUCAUAAUUGUUCGCUGAAUUAAAUUAUUAUUAUUAAUAUUAUUAUUAUUAUUAUUAAAUUAUUACACGAUAGUGAUAAGGCAUAAAAUCAUCUCCGUGGAAAUUUUUCUUUGCGACUUUAGCGAAUACUAACAAUACAUUAAAUGUUCUAUCAUAAUAAACUUCACGUUUUUCCAUGUUA